UCUGUGAUCAUAUUUCCUUGUUCCCUCCCCUUCAGAGCUACAGUUUGCAGAUGGGUGUAACCAACAUGCUGGGGCAAGUACAACUGCGUAUCACAUGCUUUUAUUACAUCACAGCUGAGACUAGUCUCACUUCUCAGGAAGUGAGACACAAGACAGUCAGACAGUCGUCACUGAGCGAGAGGUGAAAUGGCGCAGAAAGGAGUUGAGCUGGACCGGGAAACCUUCUCUUGUUCCAUCUGUCUGGAUCUACUGAAGGAUCCGGUGACAAUUAACUGUGGACACAGCUACUGCAUGAACUGUAUUAAAAGUCACUGGGAUGAAGAGGAUUGUAAGUACAUCUACAGCUGCCCUGAGUGCAGGAAGACGUUCACACCGAGGCCUGUACUGGUGAAAAGCACCAUGUUGGCAGCUUUAGUGGAGGAGCUGAAGAAGACUGGACUCCAAGCUGCUCCUGCUGAUCACUGCUAUGCUGGAGCUGAAGAUGUGGCCUGUGAUGUCUGCACCGGGAGAAAACUCAAAGCCAUCAAAUCCUGCCUGGUUUGUCUGAUCUCUUAUUGUGAGAAACACCUUCAGCCUCAUUUUGAAUCUCCUGCUUUUGAGAAACACAAGCUGGUGGAGCCGUCCAAGAAGCUCCAGGAGAACGUCUGCUCUCGUCAUGAUGAGGUGAUGAUCUCCCGUCUACCUAUCCGAACUCAUUCAUCCGUACACCCUGCCCAGAAGCCUAAGAUCACACGACCAGGUUCUGCUGGUAGCCCCUCGUGCCAGACUACAGCAGAGAGAAAAGAGCGCGGGACCUCGUCUGUGGAACUCCCUGCCUUUAGAGAUUAG
Messenger RNA from Perca fluviatilis (European perch), 828 nucleotides. Its product is annotated as E3 ubiquitin/ISG15 ligase TRIM25-like. The transcript is spliced from 2 exons. The record is from RefSeq and is a predicted model, not a curated record. NCBI's taxonomy places the organism in Eukaryota, Metazoa, Chordata, Actinopteri, Perciformes, Percidae. Bases 187 to 828 code for a protein of 213 amino acids.